This is a messenger RNA of Benincasa hispida (wax gourd), 1901 nucleotides long. RefSeq names its product retinal-binding protein. Lineage: Eukaryota; Viridiplantae; Streptophyta; Magnoliopsida; Cucurbitales; Cucurbitaceae. The record is from RefSeq and is a predicted model, not a curated record.
AGUCGAUAAGAGGAUAGAUCAUACAUAUCAGAAUGGACGAUUGAUGACGACAAGUCGAUCGAAGAACCGUGGGUAGCGGCGUAGAGCCGUCUUCUUGUUGCUCUACCUCUACGAGUAUUUUGACGAUCGAUCAAAGGCUUACCAGAAGAACUUGGAGAAUUUCUCGACGGUGGAAUAUCUUCGUUUGCUAAUUUGCUUUGACGAUAUCUUCUUCGGCUUCAAACGAUCUGAGGAGGAAAUUUCAGAGUGUAGCAGUUAUACUGAAAGAUUUUGAUUCGGUGAAGACAACCAAGGUAACGGCGAAAAAUGGCUUCCAUGGAGGGUCUGGUGCCGAUAACCAGGCAUUUUCUUGCUUCGUAUUAUGACAAGUACCCAUUUACGCCUCUACCUGACCAUGUCUCUCGCCUUUCGACUGAGAUGCUCGCUCUGGCGAACAGUUUGCUUGAUGAACUCCCGCCUACUUCAGAGGAAAGCAUCCUUCUUGAUGAAGCAAACCAACAUCCUCCUCAUAAAAUUGAUGAGAAUAUGUGGAAGAAUCGGGAAAAUGUGGAAGAAAUUCUCUUUCUGCUUGAAAAAUCUCGUUGGCCUCAAGAGGUUCAGGAGUCUGCAACUGGUGAAUCUGAACUUGCUAAUAUUAUUGGAAAGUUAGAAGAAAAAGUUCGGAAUACCUUACAUGCUUUGGUGGCUUUCCAAUCUAAAAAUUCUGAGCACGUGUUCAACACAGUUAUGACUUACAUGCCUCAAGAUUUUCGAGGAACGAUAAUUAGACAGCAAAGAGAACGAUCAGAGAGAAAUAAGCAAGCAGAGGUUGAUGCUUUGAUUAAUUCUGGAGGAAGUAUACGUGAUCGAUAUGCUCUCUUAUGGAACCAACAGAUGGAAAGGAGGAGACAGUUAGCACAGCUUGGUUCUGCAACAGGUGUCUACAAAACCCUUGUGAAAUAUUUGGUUGGAGUUCCAGAGGUAUUGCUAGAAUUCAUUCAGAAAAUAAAUGAUGACGAUGGGCCAAUGGAAGAACAAAGACAACGCUAUGGACCACCUUUGUAUAAACUUACCACAAUGGUCCGCCUUAUUCGACUCUGUAUUUCAUUAUCAUGGAGACGUUUUGAUGCUGGGAAACGAAGGGAGCAUCUUGUUAUAUUGGAGCAAGCGGUUGAUGUGUACACCUCUGAGCUUGAGAGGUUCCUCGGGUUCAUUCGCGAGGUCUUCAACAAUGCUCCGUUCUUUAUUUCAGCAGAUGUGGCCUGUGCAGCAGAUGAGAGGAAAAGUGAUAGCUACAAAGAAAUUAGUGUUCCAGCUGGAAAGACUUAUGAGGUUUCAUUAAGUGUGGAGUCUAUCAAUUCAUAUAUUGCGUGGGAUUUCUCAUUGGUUCAAGGCAAGAUGAAUAUGGAUAUUGGAUUCAGUGUGGAGUGUGAAAGUCCUGGAGGGGUAAAGACACUGAUAUUGCCUCACAAACGCUACGAGUCUGAUCAAGGAAACUUCUGCACUUGCAUUGCUGGGGACUACAAGCUGGUUUGGGACAAUACAUAUUCAACAUUUUUUAAGAAGGUUUUGCGCUAUAAGGUCGACUGCAUACCUCCCGUGGUAGAGCCGGUGCAACCCGCUGCAGAAUAAGUGUCUCGGGUGGGCACUCCAUUGUAGACAACAAUAUUUAGAUUGUAACAUAUACAUUCAUAGUUUCAUCAUCUCAGAGAGUUUUGAUCGCACGUUGAGAUCCUAUUCUUUGCAAGAUUUGCUGAUGAUGAAUCUUGUAAGCAAUACAAUUAACCCAUGAAAAAAAGAGAGAAGCCAUUUGUAAUUAUGAAAAUACGUCAUUUUCUUGUAUGAUGCUUCGAAUCAAUCACCUUGUGAAACGCCUGUUCUCUCGUCAUGAAUGUAAUACGAAAUUAAUUGUUUGUUUCAUA